GCCUAGUCGAACUGAUUUGUCCCUCUCCGCUCUCCGUCUGAAAACCUUGGCGGAAAGGGUCGUAGACAUGGCGGCCAUCAGGCAAUGAAUGAGACUUCUUGUUGCUCCAUGUUCUCCUAGCAUUUACCAUCAUCAAUGUUUCGGAUUUUCACCCUGCUUAUGGGAAAACUGACAACCAUGCCUGCAGGUCUAAUAUAUGCAUCUGUAAGUGUACAUGCAGUCAAAGAAGAGGAAUCCAAAAAGCAGCUAGUGAAACCAGAGCAGCUCCCUAUAUAUACUGCACCACCGCUUCAGUCUAAAUAUGUUGAAGAGCAGCCUGGUCAUUUACAAAUGGGUUUUGCUUCCAUCCGGACUGCAACUGGUUGUUAUAUUGGCUGGUGCAAGGGUGUUUAUGUCUUUGUGAAAAAUGGGAUAAUGGAUACAGUACAAUUUGGAAAAGAUGCUUAUGUCUAUCUGAAGAAUCCUCCUCGAGACUUUCUUCCGAAAAUGGGAGUUAUUACAGUUUCAGGAUUGGCGGGCUUGGUUUCAGCGAGAAAAGGUUCCAAGUUUAAGAAAAUUACUUAUCCUCUGGGACUGGCCACUUUAGGAGCAACUGUUUGCUACCCAGUUCAGUCCAUAAUAAUUGCUAAGGUAACAGGGAAAAAGAUAUAUGCUACAAGCCAGCAAAUUUUUGGAGCAGUUAAAUCACUGUGGACAAAAAGCAGCAAAGAAGAGUCACUCCCUAAACAUAAAGAAAAAACUAAGCUAGGAUCCUCUGUCGAAAUAGAAGUACCUGCAAAAACAACUGACGUCUUGAAACACUCAGUGCCCUUGCCAACAGAACUCAGCUCUGAAGCGAAGACCAAAUCAGAAUCCACUUCAGGUGCAACACAGUUUAUGCCUGACCCCAAGCUCAUGGAUCACGGGCAGUCCCACCCAGAAGAUAUAGAUAUGUACAGCACUAGAAGCUGAAGUAGACUGCAUACAGAGACUACAUAGAAAACUACAAGAUGUGUGACGUUGCAAAUAAUGAUGAAAAAAAUCAUGUAAUGGGUAACUGAUACAUAGAGUAUUACUUAAACCAAGUUUUUCCCUUACAUAUCCAAAUGUACAAUUUGAUAAAUUACAUAAGUGGUUAACAGACAAACUGAAUGCAAUGCAAACAAUGUUAAAUGAUUGAUGAGGAGACUUAGGUAGAAGUAUUAGCUUGCAUUUGAUGACCUUUAAAGGCAUUUAAAAAAAAAAUGAAGACAUGAACUCCAGUGAGAUUAAAAUCUGAAAAUACAUAUAUGUAUGUAUAAAGACAUACAUAUUUAUACAUAUAAACAUAUAUUUCUGCUCUAGCUUUCCCAGACUAAUGUCAGUUAAAUUAGAAUGGUGUGUGGAAAGAUGUGUUUCCCUCUGUUUUUUUUUUUUUUUUUCCGUUUCCUAGAGCUGGAAUAAAAUAUCUAUGUUUUAUGGGACUUAAGCUUGGCUUUGUCUCUUGGUUUUGUUAAUGUUAAUUCCUCUUAAAUAUCUGAAAACAUCUCUAACUAUUUGAGAGGGCCAUAUGCUACACAGGCUUCCUAAUACUGCUUGGCAAUCCUUCUACUGGUUCCUGAGUGGUUUACUAUUGUUUUCCCUAGAAGAGGUAUUACAAACCUUUUAUUCUCCUCAAACCUCUUAUAACUGUCAAAGUUGACUGUGCCUCCUGUUUCAUAGAGAAAAAAGUAAAUUAUUAGACAUGACCAUUCCCAACUUCUUCCCAUCUACCUUCAAGACUUACCUCUUUUCAGCCAUGCAUCCCCCUUUCCUAAGACAUACUUCUCUUUGUGUUCUUGAUCUCAUUCGUUCCCAUCUAAGACCAUAUUCCACCCUGUUUAAUCUCCAGUCUUUGGUUUCUCUUUUUACUAGUUUCUUUUCCUCCACUUCUACAUAGCUGCAGGUGUUCUCUGUCUUAAAUCAACAAUAACAAAACAAGACAAAAACCUUUCCUUAACUUGACCUCUCCCCUUGAACUAUUUUUUCUCUCUCCUUCCUAUGAUUGUUCUACUUCUUUAAAAAGUAAUUGUUACUUUUUGACAAAAGUAAAUAUUAUCCCUUUUUUCCCUACUUUCAAGUCCUCUCUGCCUUGUGACAUUCUGACCUCCAUACUUGCUUAAAUUUUUUUGAGAUGGAGUCUUGCUCUGUUGCCCAAGCUGGAGUGCAGUGGCACAAACACAGCUCACUGCAACCUCCACCUUCCAGGAUCAAGCAAUCCUCCCAUCUUACCCUCCCGAGUAGCUGGGACUAAGGCACCCGCCACCUUGCCUAAUUUUUUGUAUUUUUGGUAGAGACAGGACUUCACCAUGUUGUCCAGGCUGGUCUCGAACUCCUGAGCUCAAGCCUGUGCCUGAUUCAGCCUCCCACAGUGUUGGGAUUACAGGUGUGAGCCACCGCACCCAGCCCCUACCUGAAUUUUUAUGUCAUUAUUGACUCUUCACCACUAUCUCCAUGAAACUCACUUAUCCCUUUGCUUUCUAUUUUUCCUGCUUUUGUUAUUCUUCAUUUUUUUCUCUUGCUCUGAAUCCCUUAAAUGCUGAGGCUGCUCAAGUUUCAUCCCUAGUCCUAUUUUCUCAUUCCAUAUGCGCUCUCAUUUUCAUUUAACAGACCUCACUGGCUUCAGCCACCAUUUGUUUUAUUAUUCAUAUCUUCAACCCCCAUAGCUCUCUAGUGCUGUAGACCUUUAUUUCUACUUAUUAGUUAUAUUCAUCUAACAUCCCAUAGAUAUGCCAAUGUCAAUAUGCCUAAAACAAAAUUGUCUCUACCUCCCACUCCUUCAAAUCUAUUCUACCUUCUCUAAUCCUAUAAUUACUCUCCCUCAAGUCAUCAUCAUCACUUUUCUGGGUUACUGUAGUAGCCUUCAGGCUAAUUUGCUCACUGUCAAUCUUGCUUUCUCUCAUUUCAGAAUAUGUUCUGCUUGGAGGUGACAGUAAACUAGUUAAGUACUUAAUAUUAGCUUAAGCAAAAAAAAAAAAAAAAAA
Messenger RNA from Cercocebus atys (sooty mangabey), 2981 nucleotides. It is a transcript of the gene APOOL, whose product is annotated as apolipoprotein O-like. Gene Ontology annotation, cellular component: MICOS complex. Lineage: Eukaryota; Metazoa; Chordata; Mammalia; Primates; Cercopithecidae. Bases 136 to 951 code for a protein of 271 amino acids. The record is from RefSeq and is a predicted model, not a curated record. Gene Ontology annotation, biological process: cristae formation. The transcript has 10 exons.